This is a messenger RNA of Lasiosphaeria miniovina, 492 nucleotides long. RefSeq lists its product as uncharacterized. The annotation marks the transcript as partial. The transcript has 3 exons. The record is from RefSeq and is a predicted model, not a curated record. NCBI's taxonomy places the organism in Eukaryota, Fungi, Ascomycota, Sordariomycetes, Sordariales, Lasiosphaeriaceae.
GGUCAUCCUGGAGGAGAUAGCGGAGAAGGCGAUUCGACAGGCGGUCUACGGCCGGAACGUAUAGGAGUAAGUAAUUGGGCAAUACUAGUCAUUGAGUCUGGAUAUUCCGAAAUAUUACUCGAGCUUUAUAAGGAUAUGCAGUGGUGGUUUCAGGUAUUAAACCACGAGGUCAAGAUUGUUAUUCUGGCGAAAUUUGACGACCAGAAGAAAUCUCGACUCCAUAAGGAGCGAUCACGCGGACAGAAUGGUGUUCUCAGCCUAGUGAAACGGCAGUCAAUCAUCAUCACCCGCAAUAAGACAACAAAUCCAGUAUCGUACAAUAUUACUAGGGGGGCAUUAGUACUAGGAUUUCGACUUCUUUUUCUUCGCGAUCUAGGCCCGCAAGAGGGAGAUUUUGUACUAGCAUUCAGAGCCUGCAGCUGUAUGCAGAGAAAGUCUAGGCUAAGCUGCCGAGAUCAGACUAGCCAACCAGAAAUCAGUAGAGGCCGGUAA